AGUUCACCGCCAAAAUUCCUUUACACUUUGUCGACGAUGGAGUACGAACGGCGACUUGAAGCGGCGGCCAAAGUCAUACUCGCAGAGGAUUCAAAAGCAAGCCACGCGCCUCCGGAUUUCAGAGCAUUCGGGGUCACGGCGACUCUAAAGCCUCACCAAGUCGAAGGAGUCUCUUGGCUUAUUCAGAAAUAUCUUCUCGGCGUCAAUGUCGUUCUCGGAGACGAGAUGGGAUUGGGAAAGACUCUCCAGGCAAUUUCUUUCCUGAGUUAUUUGAAGUUUCAUCAAGGGUUGCGAGGGCCAUUUCUGGUGCUGUGUCCCUUAAGCGUAACGGAUGGUUGGGUGUCAGAGAUCAAUAGGUUCACUCCAAAACUUGAUGUUCUUAGAUAUGUUGGUGAUAAGGAUUGCCGUCGGAAUUUGCGUAAGUCCAUGUAUGAUCAUGUCAAGAAGAGCUCCAAGGGAUCUUUAUUACCCUUCGAUGUGUUGUUGACAACAUAUGAUAUAGCAUUGGUGGAUCAGGACUUUCUUUCUCAGAUUCCGUGGCAGUAUGCUAUAAUUGAUGAAGCUCAAAGACUCAAGAAUCCCAACAGUGUUCUGUACAAUGUCUUACUUGAACAAUUUCUCAUUCCACGGCGUCUCUUGAUUACUGGCACACCUAUUCAGAACAAUCUUACCGAACUUUGGGCUCUUAUGCAUUUUUGCAUGCCAUUAGUUUUUGGGACUCUAGACCAGUUCCUUUUCGCAUUCAAAGAGACUCGGGAGUUUUUAUCAGGUCUUGAUGCGUCAAAUGUCAAGGAAACAUAUAAGAGUUUGAAGUUUAUCUUAGGUGCCUUUAUGCUACGGCGUACAAAAUCUUUGCUGAUUGAGUCUGGGAAUCUGGUGCUGCCACCUCUCACGGAGCUAACUGUAAUGGUUCCGCUCGUCAGUCUUCAAAAGAAAAUAUAUACCUCAAUACUGAGGAAAGAGCUUCCAGGGCUUCUUGCGCUGUCUUCUGGAUCAUCCACUCAUACGUCUUUGCAAAAUAUUGUGAUACAACUCAGAAAAGCAUGUAGCCAUCCUUACUUAUUUCCAGGUAUUGAACCGGAACCUUUUGAAGAGGGCGAACACCUUGUUCAGGCGAGUGGUAAGCUUUUAGUUUUGGAUCAACUGCUCAAGAGGCUCCAUGAUAUUGGACAUCGUGUCCUCCUAUUUUCCCAAAUGACCUCUACACUUGACAUUUUGCAGGAUUUUAUGGAGCUUCGUAGAUAUUCUUAUGAGCGUCUUGAUGGAUCAGUACGGGCUGAAGAACGUUUUGCUGCCAUAAAGAGUUUCAGUACGAAAACAGAAAGAGGAUUGGAUUCUGAAGCUGAUGCAAGCGAUGCCUUUGUUUUCAUGAUCUCAACGAGAGCAGGGGGAGUCGGUUUGAAUCUUGUUGCUGCUGACACUGUUAUAUUCUAUGAACAAGAUUGGAACCCGCAGGUGGAUAAGCAAGCUUUGCAACGAGCUCAUCGGAUUGGACAAAUCAGCCAUGUGCUGUCUAUAAAUCUCGUUACUGAAUAUACCGUGGAAGAGGUUAUUUUGAGGAGGGCAGAGAGGAAGUUGCAGCUUAGUCAUAAUGUUGUAGGAGAUACCAUGGAAGAGAAAGAGGAAGAUCGUGGUGAUUUGCGGUCUCUAGUGUUUGGUUUACAAAGGUUUGAUCCUGGGGAGAUUCACGAUGAAGAAUCUGAUAACCUGAAAAUGGUAGAAAUAAGUUCUCUUGCUGAGAAAGUUGUUGCAAUUCGUCAAAACAUUGAACCAGAUAAGGAAGCAAGAAAGUUUGAAAUGAAUUCGAGUGACACUCUGAGAGGAAAUUCGUCAUCAGCAGAUCUAAAUUCCGAGCUUGAUGAAGCUUCUUACCUUUCAUGGGUUGAGAAAUUGAAGGAAGCAUCACGAUCAAGCAAGGAUGAAAAAUUUAUGGAGUUGGGAAACAGAAAGAAUGUAUCCGAGGAAAGACAUCUGAGAGUUGAGGCUGCCAGGAAAAAGGCAGAAGAGAAGAAGUUAGCCACUUGGGAAGCACAUGGUUAUCAGUCUUUGUCUGUGGAAGAGCCAAUUAUUCCUGAUGACGUUGACUCUAGUUCAGAUGCAGGAUCUGUUCACUUUGUUUAUGGAGACUGCACGCAUCCAUCAACUGUCCCUCAUGAGCCAGCAAUCAUAUUCAGCUGUGUUGAUGACUCUGGAAACUGGGGACGUGGCGGAAUGUUUGAUGCUCUGUCAAAGCUUUCGAAUAUCGUACCUGAUGCAUAUCACAGAGCAUCUGAAUUCAAAGACCUUCAUCUUGGAGACCUCCAUCUUAUUAAAGUUGAUGACAAUGAUGACCAAGAAAACGCUGAAGAAAGCAAACCUCUUUGGGUGGCACUUGCAGUUGCACAAUCUUACAAACCGAGGCGUAAAGUUCCUCGUAGUAGCAUUUCAAUUCCAGACCUUGAAUGUUGCUUGGCCAAAGCUUCAUUCUCUGCUUCUCAGAAAUCAGCUUCACUUCACAUGCCACGUAUUGGUUACCGAGACGGAUCAGACCGAUCUCAAUGGUACACUGUUGAGCGUCUUCUUCGCAAAUACUCCUCCAUCUUUGCCGUGGAAAUAUUUGUGUACUAUUACCGUCGAUCUACCUGAUGCCCUGAGCUCAAAUCUCCACUCCGUGUGCUAUUUACUGUGUAAAAAAUAAAAAUGCACAAGAUAGUAUCGUUUUUUGUUGUAAUAUAGUUGAGCCAGUAGGCCCAUUCUAUCGGCCCAUAUAGAUAUAUAAUUAAAACAGAGCCUAAUCUUCUUAUAUUCGUCGACUCGUUUCAUCUUGAUCUCUAAGCCAGUACACGUGUUGCGUCGACACUGCGUGUUGUUCCACGCUCGUCAAAUUAUUUGUGCCUGCGGUUAUAAAUUGCCUUUUUUUUAAUCGAUUAACCAAGCUUCUUUUCCCAGCGGGUUAGG
Molecule: messenger RNA, 2937 nt
Organism: Eutrema salsugineum
Lineage: Eukaryota; Viridiplantae; Streptophyta; Magnoliopsida; Brassicales; Brassicaceae
Product: probable helicase CHR10
Exons: 17
Coding region: 37-2625 (862 amino acids)
Biological process (GO): DNA repair; chromatin remodeling
Molecular function (GO): DNA helicase activity; ATP binding; ATP-dependent chromatin remodeler activity
Source: RefSeq, a predicted model, not a curated record